AGAGGGGAAGAAGAUUUGCAGUUGAAGAAGCAGUUGCAGUUCAGCUUUGCUUACUAGAGACACCAAAACCUGAGGGAAGUUAGGCCAAGCGUUAGCCUCUUUCCAAGUUUCCCCUCUUUAUUUUCACUUGGAAUCAAAGCAAAGGUUUUUAUUUUUUUCAGUUGAUUCUUGGUCACCAUCUGUAACCCAACUUCACCUUCCUCAAUCCCUUCCUAUAUCUACUUUCAUUAUUUUCUUCAUUUAAAAACCCACCUUGGGUCACCUCUUGUUUGGGGUUGAAGUCAUUUGUAUUUGUGUGUUUCUUUGUUGGUUUUGAGCAGCUGCAGAUACGAAACCUUCUGGUAUUUGUUUCUCAACUACACCAUUUGUUUGUUUGUUUGUUUGUUUGUUUUUGUGCUGAGGAGCAAUUUAUUUGGAAACCAAGUGAGGUAUUGGAGUUUGUUUUUGGAAUUAUGAAUACCCGUUACUCGUUCCAACCGGAUUCGUUGUGUGAUUCGAGCGCCUCGGUUUCGUCGGAUCCUCCUGGUGGGGAAGAUAGAACGGCUGCUGCAGGUUCGCGGAACAGGUCUCCCCGUGCUGCGUCGCUAUUGAUAAGGGCGGUGAUAAGGAUGUCUAGAGCGAGGUGGUUUACCUUCUUGAGAAGAGUUUUUCACUACCAAUACGGAUCGAGGUCCGACCUCGGGUCCAAUCCUUUCAAUUCCAGUACUUGGAUGAUGCUGGAAUUCUUGGCUUUGGUUUUUCAAAUUACCAUCACCACAUUCACUUUGGCCAUUUCGAAGGAGGAGAAGCCUGUUUGGCCUAUGAGACUAUGGAUUGUCGGGUACGAUAUCGGUUGCGUCCUUAGUUUGUUACUUCUUCACGGCCGCUACCGCCAUAUUCAAUUCACUCAAGGAGGCGGUUUUGGCCUUUCCGACGUCGAGCAACAGAGGACGAAUGAAGAAUCGAGGUGCUCACAUUUAAUGAACAAGUGCCGGACAUCGCUAGAGCUGUUUUUCGCAAUAUGGUUUGUGAUGGGAAACGUUUGGGUGUUCGAUUCUCGAUUCGGACCCUUCCACCGAGCUCCGAACCUUCAUGUCCUCUGCAUCUCAUUGCUAGCUUGGAAUGCUCUGUGCUACUCUUUCCCAUUCCUAUUGUUCCUACUAUGUUGUUGUGUGCCACUCAUUAGCAGCCUCCUAGGCUACAACAUGAACAUGGGCUCCACCGAUAGAGGUGCAUCUGAUGAUCAAAUCACCAGCCUGCCUAGUUGGAGAUACAAAGCGAUCGACACCAGCUCGGAGCUCGAUCACGAUUCGGGCUGCAACCCGAGCUGUGCAAACGAAGAUCCAGAGUGCUGUAUUUGCCUAGCCAAGUACAAAGACAAAGAAGAAGUGAGGCAGUUGCCAUGUUCCCACAUGUUUCACCUAAAGUGUGUGGAUCAAUGGCUCAGAAUUAUAUCUUGCUGUCCACUGUGCAAACAAGAACUGGAGAGAUAGAAACAAAGAAGACAAUACCACAGCUGAAAAAAGCUCUUUUUUUUCAUACUAUCCUUCAUUCACCAUGGUGUGAUUUAUAUUUUAUUUGUAUAAUCACAAAGGUUACUUGAGUGAGUUUAUUGUUUUGUACAGUGAAUGCUCACCAGUAACCAAGUUUUUCUUUCCUGGAAAAUUUUAUACAGUUUCUGAGAAUAUGUAUAGCAGAUGGCAAAAAAAGAAUGAACAAUUUAUUAACUUGGUUAAUA
This is a messenger RNA of Hibiscus syriacus, 1717 nucleotides long. Its product is annotated as E3 ubiquitin-protein ligase At4g11680-like. The transcript is spliced from 3 exons. The coding region runs from base 453 to 1472 and encodes 339 amino acids. Lineage: Eukaryota; Viridiplantae; Streptophyta; Magnoliopsida; Malvales; Malvaceae. The record is from RefSeq and is a predicted model, not a curated record.